AUGGAGGAAUGCGUCAAAGGUCGGCCCCAUCCCCCUGCGGAAGCGCAAAUGGCCUUCUCAUCGGUUGCCACCCACACUACGUCAGACAUGCUCAAGCAGGUCCUCCCCGACCUUUGUGGUCAUGAGGAUGUUAUCCAAGCGCUUUCCGAGGAAAUUGUGGCGGUCAUCCAGGAAGAAGGAUGGAGGAAGACCGCCUUAAAUAAGCUCAAACUUAUGGACAGUGUGCUGGAAAGUCAAUGUUUGAAGCCGAUCAACAUCGGCUAG
Molecule: messenger RNA, 264 nt
Organism: Aspergillus pseudoviridinutans
Lineage: Eukaryota; Fungi; Ascomycota; Eurotiomycetes; Eurotiales; Aspergillaceae
Exons: 1
Coding region: 1-264 (87 amino acids)
Molecular function (GO): oxidoreductase activity, acting on paired donors, with incorporation or reduction of molecular oxygen; iron ion binding; monooxygenase activity
Source: RefSeq, a predicted model, not a curated record